AUGAAGAAACGUUUAAGUUUUGCUGAUGAAAAUAAGCGAGGAGUUUCUAAGAAUAUGAAUCCGAUGGCGGAAGCUGUUGAAAAUAGAGGGACUUCGGUUAGUAAAGCAUUGGCGUUCCAGGAGUCGGAUUGCUAGA
Meloidogyne enterolobii is the source of this 136-nucleotide messenger RNA. The record is from the annotation of a GenBank genome assembly. NCBI's taxonomy places the organism in Eukaryota, Metazoa, Nematoda, Chromadorea, Rhabditida, Meloidogynidae.